CUUACUUUCCCCCUCUGUCCUUCACUGCGGAGCUCUCCUGCAUUCCCCCCAUCACUCAACGCCCCUUUGGACGUCCACUAUCACUAUCGUGAUUUCUUCCCCGUCGGAAGCCCCCCCUAAAAAUCCUUUAAGAGAACCUUUAUUCUGAGACGCGCACAGGAAUCCCCUUGGCGCGUUUCCCACUUCUUGAACAACCGCAAUCAUGGCGCCCUCUAAGCAGAAAGCCCAGAAGAUGUCUCUGGGCAACUUCUUGGCCGAUGAGAACUUCGGCUCUUGGGCUGAUGAGAUGGAGGACAUGCCUUUGCCUGCCGCUCCCGCCCCGUCCAGCUUCGGCCGCUCUGCUGCGCCUUCUUCUGGUUUCGGAAGCAGCUUUGGUGGUGAGCGUGAGCGUGGUGGCUACGCCGUGAGAGAGCCCCUUCCUCUUCCCACCCAGCCCCCCUACACUGCCCAUGUUGGAAACCUGUCCUUUGAUGCGACUGCCGCCGAUAUCUCCGACCUCUUUGCCGACUGUGGUGUCACCAACGUCCGUAUCGUGGAGGACAAGUUGACCAAGGCCCCCAAGGGCUUCGGAUAUGUCGAAUUUGAGACUGUUGAUGGUCUGAAGAAGGCUCUUGAUCUUUCCGGUGCUACCCUCCAGGGACGUGCCAUCCGCACCAGCAUUGCCGAACCUCCCAAGGAACGUGAUGUCAAGGAGUUUGACUGGACCCGCAGAGGUCCUCUGCCCGAUAUUCCCCAGCGCCGUGUGCCCGAUCGUUCCUCUUUCGGACGCAACCUCGACAACGUGUCUGAUGCCGGCAGCGAACGGGGUAGUGGCCGCCGCAACUUUGAGAGUGAUGGAAAGUUCCGUGAUUUCAGCAACUGGGAACGCAAGGGCCCUCUCUCUCCCCCGCCUGCACCUGUCCGGGAAGGUGGCCGUUCCCGCAACGACGAAGGACCUGGUUUCAGAAGAAGCUCCCCCGCAUGGGGUGAGGGACGCUCCCAGGAUGGCUCCCGCCCCCCGAGACGCGAAUUCCAAGAACGCACCCCCACCGCGGCUGAACUCGAUAACGCAUGGAGAUCCAAGAUGCGCCCCGAUCAGCCCCCCAAGGAGGCCAGCAACCCUCCCUCUCCUGCUGCCGCUCCUGCCGCCCCCGCUACUCGUCCUCGCUUGAACCUCCAAAAACGGACUGUGACUGAGGCCGUCUCCAGCCCCUCCGCCAACACCGAGUCCAAGGCUAGCCCAUUCGGUGGUGCCCGGCCGAUUGACACCGCCGCUCGUGAGAAGGAGGUUGAGGAACGUCGCCAGAUUGCCAUCCGCCAAAAGAAGGAAGCGGAUGAGAAGGCCAAGGCCGAGAAGCCCGAGAGGACUGAGAAGACCGAAAAGCAGCGUCCUGCCAAGGAGCAGCCCAAGGCUGAGAAGUCUGGUACACCGGCUGAUCCCAACGGCCGCGAUGUCGCCGAGCACGCCCAGGGCGGCACGAACUUCGAGAUCCUCCGGCGGGCCGGUGAGGACGAGAGCGGUAUGACUGCCGAUCAGGACCAGACGGAGGAGGCCGCUGCUGCUGCCAAGAAUGCCGAAGCCUCGACCAACGCUGCCCCCAGCAAGGCGAAUGGUAACUGGAGGGCCGGGCCUGCCGAGGCUGGAGCCGACGACGAGGGCUGGAGCACCGUGAGCUCGAAGCAGCGCAACAACCGCCGUGGCGGCCGCACGUUUGCAUAGAUCAAUGGAUACCCCCCCAAGCUCGUCAUCGCUUGACCGAAAACCUGGCGCCAUGAUCCCCGACGUGCGUAUUAUGAAGCGACCAAACUCUUUUGCUUCUGGCUCUAGUUGGGUCACCGAAUGCGCAACACUCGUGGAGAUGGCCAGGUGAAUUUUGGUUAACGCCGAUGUCCGUUUGUUUUGAUGUUGUUCAGAGUCGUCCUCAACUUCUUUCGCUUUCUCCUUUCUCUUCCUACGGGUUGCCGCCUCCGUCUAGAUCUAGGAUUCAGGUCUAGUCCUUGUUUCUUCCGUCAAGCAUGUCGAAAAGUUUGUUCUUUUCCCCAAAUUUCCUAGUGUGUGUUCUUCACGUUUCUCUGAGCUAGUUAUUCCCAUAUACGUGGAUGAAGUGUUAUACAGCAAUGACCCUUAUGGCUGAUGCGAAGGAAGAAGAGUAUACGUUUCUUUUCACUUUAUCUUAUG
Molecule: messenger RNA, 2158 nt
Organism: Aspergillus welwitschiae
Lineage: Eukaryota; Fungi; Ascomycota; Eurotiomycetes; Eurotiales; Aspergillaceae
Product: translation initiation factor 4B
Exons: 7
Coding region: 203-1699 (498 amino acids)
Molecular function (GO): RNA binding
Source: RefSeq, a predicted model, not a curated record